AGCUAUGGUCCAGAAAAUAUAUUUGAAUCAUCAGAAAGUAACAAGGGAAUAACACAGGAAGAGGAAUAGUUGCAGACCGAACAACAGGGAAACGAUUGUCCCUGCACCCAGGGACUACCACACAAAAGCAGUGGAGGAGGACUUGGGUUUGGGGAAGCAGCAGGUGAUGGAGAAGUACUUCACUCCCGUGCAGCAUAAGCAGGGGACCAGGAGCCACAGGCACAGCAGGCCCCACCUCCAUGACCAUCACGAGAGGGACCACAAGCAUUGCAAGAUUGCUGACCAAAAAACUGAUCACCACAAACACCAUCACCACAACCAUGAUUAUCAUCACCAUCCUCAUCACCAGCACGAGCUAGAUUGGUCAAAGGAUCACAAUUGUCAUGGUAGCAACCAUUCAACAUCAGAGGGCAACAUUGUCUGCCACCAUGGCCACAACAACCACCCUCACCACCACAAUGAGAAAUCACACCACUCUCCUCCUGGCCAUCCUCAUCACCAACACCAACCGCAUCACCAUGCUACAGAUGUGACCUCCCACCCUCAGGUUGCAGCAACUUCUUCCAGCUCUACCUCUGGUUCCUCAUCAUCAUCUUUCUCAUCUUCCUUCUCUUCCUUAACAUCAUCCUCUUCCUCCUCGUCAUCCUCUGGCUCUUCAUCCACCUGGUCCUCUCAGACCACUAUAAAUGAGUCUGUGAAGGAUUACAAACAUCCACUGCAGAACCCCAAGUACUCACAGUCCUGCACUGAAAUCUCUGAGGGGAGGAAGGCCUAUGAUGAAGAGGAAGAUGAGACAUCUCCUUUGAUAGAUGACGAAGGCUAUCUCCACAAGUCCCCAAGCCAGGAAAGGAGCCUGAAAGGAAAAAAGAAAAAGAAAGCUGUGUCCUCUCAUCUGACCCCUGCCAAGAUCACCCUGAAGAAGCAGGAGAGUGCUAAAUUGGUAGGAAUGGCUGGCAAAGUCCGCAAGGCAAAGUCAAUGGAGGCGCUGUCCCAUUGUGAGGACAGGGAUGGAGAUGCAGAUACCAUUGUAGAUCAGGAGGAGUUGUGGAAAAGCAAGGAGGUAGCCAAUAAGAACUUAGUGAAGGACAAGCUGAAGUUCUCUGCCUUUCUGAACGAGAUCACCAGGCAGGUGCUCAGCCCAUACAGACUCACCUCUCUUGGAGUCACAGCUGCUCACAGGCCUAGCAGCCCAGGACAAGCCUCCCUGAGGUUCCCCAAGGUGGAACGCACAGGGGAGCAGAGUCAAAGACAGAAGAGUAGUCGGCCUGGCAGUGCAAGCUCUACGACAGUUAGUGUUCACUCCCACAUCAGUAGGCAUUCCCAUUCCAGGAAGCACUCUCAUUCCAUCAAGCACUCUCGCUCCCAUCUCGGCGCAAACCAGCAUCACCAACACCAUUGCCACCAUCAGCCUGCAAGAGACAUACACCACAGUCCUAGCAGCCACACCGAUGACAGCAGUAGCCCAGGAAAUAGCCCCUCAUCAAGACAUCACUCCCGUUCUUCAACACCACACAAUCAUAACCAGCAUCUCUCCCAUUCUCAAUCUCACCACCAUCACAGAGGUCUUCAAAGUCCAUCUCAUCACCAUGGAGACCACCAAAGCCCAAAGCAUCACCAUGGAGACCACCACAGCCCCACUCAUCCCCAUCACCAUGGACACCACCACAGACAAAUUCAUCCCCAUGGAGACCACCACAGCCCAAGCCACUCCCGUGAUCAUGGGGACCUUCACAGCCCCGGUCAUCCCCAUCUCCAUGGAGGCCAACACAGCCCAACUCAUCCCCAUGGAGACCUCCACACCCCCAGUCAUCCCCAUCAACAUGGAGACCUCCACAGCCCCAGUCAUCACCAUGGGGACCUCCACAGAUCCAGUCAUCUCCAUCACCAUGGAGACCACCACAGCUCAACCCAUCACCAUGGAGACCACCACAGCUCAUCCCAUCACCAUCCCCAUGGAGAUCACCACAGCCAAACUCAUCCCCAUGGAGACCACCACAGCCCAACUCAUUCCCAUCAUCAUGGAGACCACCACAGCCUAACUCAUCACCAUGGAGGCCACCACAGCCCAACCCAUCACCAUGGAGACCACCACAGCCCAACUCAUCCCCAUCACCAUGGAGACCACCACAGCCCAACUAAUCCCAAUCACCAAGGAUACCACCACAGCCCAAAUCAUCACCAUGGAGACCACCACAACCCAACUCAUCCCCAUCACCAUGGAGACCACAACAGCCCAACUCAUCACCAUGGAGACCACAACAACCCAACUCAUCCACAUCACCAUGGAGACCACCACAGCCCAACUCAAUCCUAUCACCAUGGAAACCAACACAGACAAAUUCAUCCCCAUGGAGUCCACCACAGCCCAACGCACCCCUAUCACCAUGGAGACCAUCAUAGCCCAACUCACCCCCAUCACCAUGGAGAAACACUUUCCCAUCACCAUGGAGAUCAUCACAGCCCUAGUCAUCACCAUGGAGACCACCACAGCCCAACUCAACCCCGUCACCAUGGAGACCACCAUGGCCCAACUCAUUCCCGUCACCAUGGAGACCACCACGGCCCCACUCAUUCCCAUCACCAUGGAGACCACCACAGUCCCACUCAUUCCCAUCACCAUGGAGACCACCACAGCCCCACUCAUCCCCAUCACCAUGGAGACCACCACAGCCUAAGCCAUUCUCAUCACCAUGGAGACCACCACAGCCCAACCCAUCACCAUCACCAUGGAGACCACCACAGCCCAACUCAUCACCAUUCCCAUGGAGACCACCACAGCCAAACUCAUCCCCAACACCAUGGAGACCACCACAACCCAACACUUUCCCAUCACCAUGGAGACCAUCACAGCCCAAGUCAUUCCGAUCACCAUGUAGGUCACCACAGCCCAACCCAUCACCAUUCCCAUGGAGACCACCACAGCCAAACCCAUCCCCAACAUCAUGGAGACCACCAAAACCCAACUCAUCACCGUCACCAUAGACACCACCACAGCCCAACUAAUCACCAUAGACACCACCACAGCCCAACUCAUCAUCAUCACCAUGGACACCACCACAAUCCUCUCCACCCAGAUUCACACCAUCACCACGGCUCCCAUCCAGAAUCUCUCCAUCACCACAGAUCCCAUCCAGAAUCUCUCCAUCACCACAGAUCUCAUCCAGAUUCUCUCUAUCACCACGACUCCCAUACAGAAUCUCACGAUCACCGCAGCUCCCAUCCAGAAUCUCUCCAUCACCGUGGCUCCCAUCCAGAAUCUCUCAAUCACCAGGGCUCCCAUCCAGAAUCUCUCCAUCACCGCGGCUCCCAUACAGAAUCUCUCCAUCCCCAGGGCUCCCAUCCAGAAUCUCUCCACCACCGCGGCUCCCAUCCAGAAUCUAUCCAUCACCAGGGCUCCCAUCCAGAAUCUCUCCAUCACCAGGGCUCCCAUCCAGAAUCUCUCCAUCACCGCGGCUCCCAUCCAGAAUCUCUCCAUCACCGCGGCUCCCAUCCAGAAUAUCUCCAUCACCAUGACUCCCAUCCAGAAUCUCUCCAUCACCAUGACUCCCAUCCAGAAUCUCUCCAUCACCAUGGCUCCCAUCCAAAAUCUCUCCAUCACUAUGGCUCCCAUCCAGAAUCUCACGAUCCCCAAGGCUCCCAUCCAGAAUCUCACGAUCCCCAUGGCUCCCAUCCAGAAUUUCACGAUCCCCAUGUCUCCCAUCCAGAAUCACACGAUCCCCAUGGCUCCCAUCCAGAAUCACACGAUCCCCAUGGCUCCCAUCCAGAAUCUCACGAUCCCCAUGGCUCCCAUCCAGAAUCUCACGAUCCCCAUGGCUCCCAUCCAGAAUCUCACAAUCCCCAUGGCUCCCAUACAGAAUCUCACAAUCCCCAUGGCUCCCAUACAGAAUCUCACGAUCCCCAUGGCUCCCAUACAGAAUCUCACGAUCCCCAUGGCUCCCAUACAGAAUCUCACAAUCCCCAUGGCUCCCAUACAGAAUCUUUCCAACACCAUGGCUCGCAUACAGAAUCUUUCCAACACCAUGGCUCGCAUACAGAAUCUCUCCAUCACCACCAUAGUUCCCACCAAGAUUCCCACCACCACCUCUCUCAUUCAGAAUCUCAACAUUCACACUCCCAUUCUGAACCCCAUCACAUUUCUACCAACCCAGAAUCUCAUCAUCACCACCAUCCUUCCAAUUUUGAAUCUCACCAACAUCCCUCACCUGCAGACACACAGCACCACCAUCAGCACCAUGAGGGUCACCACAGCCCAUCAAGCCAUUCUAAGGAGCACUUUCCUGUCAGUGCAUCGGCUACAGAGCUGGAGUCAUUGUCCCAUUCCAGCAAGUCUGGUUAUUCCAGGAAUACCAGCAGCCCCACGAGUCAGGACGAGCAGCAGACGGGCUACAGCGGCUCAACUACCUCUCUACAUAAAGAAGCAUCUGAGGUUAAUCGAAUAAUGAAGCUUCAGGAGCAAAAUGUGGAUCUGCACCACAGUUUGUGCCAGACUGCCGUGCGAAUGGAGUGCAUGGGCACCGAAUUUAAGAGCAGUCACCAGCUCCUCGAGUCAGAACUACAGAACACUUGUGUCGAGCUGAGCAACCUCCUGGACAAAUUCAAAAGACUUACAGAUAACAACUCCUACACUCAACAGACCAACAAUCUCCUGCAGCAGAAGCUUCAUUCAGUGGCUCAGAGUAUGGACGGGGAGCAUGAGCAUUUGAACCAGCGGAUCACAUCCCUGACAGAUCAGCUGUCCUCAGCCAAGAACACCAUCCACAGCAUGGAGACUAUUAACGUAACAUCAUUGCUGCAGGAAGCCUUGGACCAACAUUUCCACAGAGAUGAUUCUGUCAAUCAAUUAAAUCUCCCUGCUGCGCCACCACCGGUCCAGUUCAUGGAUAGUCAUCAUUAUGGAAAGGUCACCGCCACAGGGGAGGACCUAUCGCUGGGAACAUUGCCAGAAGAGGAGGAAUCGGAUUGGUCGGAAAUGGGGGAUGAGGCUCCAAAAUGUGUUCUGAGGUCAGGGGGAGAUCAUCAUGGUGGUACAGCGGUUCAACCGUGGAGACAAGAGCGUAUUCGCUGGGCAGGGCAGGGAGAAGGAGAGACAGAGAGUGAGUCAGGGAGUGAGGAGAUUGUCAGACAAAACCCUCCCCGCUCCCAGCAGGUCCCCCAUCUCCAUGUUACCAUUCGCUCUGAGACCUUACCAGCCCCCAUAGAUGGUGUCACCCUCACCACCAUUUUCAAGAGCUCAGCUGAUGGCCCAACAGAGGAUGUGUACAGGGCCACUGCAAGCCGCAAACUAGGCUCUCCCAUCCGCAUCCUGUCAGCCAGUCUGGAUGAGAUCCCCUCCUGUAGGGGGAAGAAUCAAAGACAGGAGGAUCAGCAUGGCCAGCUGAAGGGUACAGAGGCCAUGAUGGACCUCCACCAACCAGAGGAUGGUACCAUGGAUGACUCAGAAGAUGAGAUCAUCCGUAACUGGAGGACAAGGAGCGGGGACAUGGGUGAUGAUGGCGGUGUGGAUACCACGGAGGCAGAUCCUGGCAGCAGUCUGGAAAACUUGCAGUCGGCCCAAAAUAUGCUCAACCACUUCAUCUGCCAGCUGCAGCCCAGCGAGGGGGAGGACAUGGGAUACCGGACAAAGUGCUGAAUGGGGAAAGAACACAGCUGUGACACCUGAUCUCUUCACAGAGACACAGAUGUUGACUGAGUUGGUGCAUAGUUGUUUAAGUAAUUAAACUUAAGAGUGAUUUUUGUUACAUUUGAUAUUCAUAAUUCAUCUAUGAGUAUGUUGUAUUUUAAACAUAAAGCAACAGAAUUGGUCUUUAUAACCAAUUUAAUAAUAAUAAUUUAAAUUAUAAUUCAAUUAUUUAAAUCUGAUUUGAAAGUUUCCAGGCCUAAAUAUUAUUCAAAAAUUUAAAAACAGCCAGCAACAAGUAAGAAAGAAACUAAAAUAUUAUUUUUGCUCUGCACCUGAACCUAUUAAGGCAAGCGGCCCAAGUUGGAGAUCGAGGAUCCCCAGUUCCACGUUUUGAUAUUUAUGAUAUAUUUCUCUAUUCAUAGUCAAAAACAUGUCCUGGUGUGUUUUUGUUGUUGUUACGCUAUGCUGUGAAUGGCUUUGAUGUCCUCCAGAGGUAACAUCAAACACAAAUCACGUCGCUUUGACAUCUCCUGUUCUCGGGUGCAAUCUCUCCGGGAAACACUGUCCAGGCCUCCCUCCGUCUCAUCAUAGCAGAGCACCGAGAACUUCACAGCCCAGCGCUUUCCCAUCACCAUGGAGACCACGGCCGAAUCUCACCCAUUCCACUGAUUUAUAGAAAAUAGAUCCUUUCAGAACCUCUUGUGCAUAAUUCAUUAUAGUGGUUGGUGUGUGUCUUUCUCUCGGUGCGUGCAUGUUAGAUAAGACGACAAGUGUUUCACAGAAUAUAGGUCCUUAGGUAAGAUUUAAGACAUGUACAUAGAUAUACUUUGUUUGUCCUCAUAAAUUAAUUCCUCUGCAGACAGACAUAAUGCAAGGUCUAGUUUGGACAAUGUAUACCAUCAAAUAUUUACUACAAAUAGUAUCCGUUGGACAUCACGGUGGAUUGGAAACAAGCUUUCUUAAGACCGGUUUUAGUUAAUGGUGAUAAAAUGAGAACAGAAUUUGGGGAUGGAUCGUGUGGUCUGGUGUGAAUGGUUCCAACUGCUAAAAUGUAUAAAGAUUUCCUCCCUAAAGUAAUAGUUAAGAAUCAUUUACAUUUAAGUCAUCCUUGGGGAAAACAAAGAAACAUAUUUAUUCUUCUUGCAUGCAAACUAUGUUUUAUCUUAAUAUAUUUAUGUCUCCAUGUUGAUAUGAUGGAAAAAGCAACAUGACAUAAUGUAAAACAGAAUCACCAUUAUCAUUGUGUUCACCAGAGGCAUGCAACAGUCCAGUGAGAUACACUACCUUUCAAAAGUUAGGGGUCACUUUGUUUUGUUUUUUAAAUAAAUCCACAUUUUUUUGUCCAUUAAAAUAACCAAAUUGAUCAGAAAUACAGUUAAUAAUAGUUUAAUGACUAUUGUAGCUGGAAACGGCAGAUUAAAAUAUAUAUAUGGAAUGUCUACAUAGGUGUACAGAGGCCCAUUAUCAGCAACUUCACUCCUGUGUUCCAAUGGCACGUUGUGUUAGCUAAUCCAAGUUUAUCAUUUUAAAAGGCUAAUUGAUCAUUAGAAAACGUCAACAGUGAAGAGGCGAUUCCAUAGAUGCUGGCCUUCUAGGCAUUUCUUGCAUGGAAUAGCCUUCAUUUCUCACAACAGAAAUAGAUCAAUUGUUUCUAGCCAUUUCGAGCAUGUAAUCGAACCCACAAUCGCUGAUGCUCCAGAUACUCAACUAGUCUAAAGAAGGCCAGUUUUAUUGCUUCUUUAAUCAGAACAACAGUUUUCAGCUGUGCUAACAUAAUUGCAAAAGGGUUUUCUAAUUAUCAAUUAGCCUUUUAAAAUGAUACACUUGGAUCAGCCAACACGUGUCAUUGGAACACAGGAGUGAUGGUUGCUGAUAAUGGGCCUAUGUAGAUAUUCCAUAAAAAUUCAGCCGUUUCCAGCUACAACAGUCAUUUACAACAUUAACAAUGUCUACACUGUAUUUCUAAUCAAUUUUAUGUUAUUUUAAUGGACAAAAAUGAGCGUUUCUUCCAAAAACAAGGACAUUUCUAAGUGACCCCAAACUUUUGAACGGUAGUGUAUGUAUGAUACAGUAUAAGCAAUGUUAUUAUUCCACAUGACAUUUCUGUUUUGUCCUGUAUGGGAUUUCCCACUGGUGACCAUAGUAAAGAUAUUUGGAUGGAUUGGAAGAAGCAUAUAUGCAAAGUUGAAAAAAUACUACAAGCAACAUUUAUUUAUCUUCAACCUAGCAUAUAGAGACAUGUUGGGAACAUAUAUCUCUAUUUUCAACCAAAAUCAUAGUCACAUGUCAACAUUUGAGGAAAGCACAGUGUUUUGUGAUGUCUAUGUUGCCAUGCUCUCUGCUGCCUCUCCCUCCAAUCCAUACCUCUGUCCUCCAUGGUGUAUUUCAGGACCAGUGAUAGAUAGAUUUCCACUAUUUACGGUUAUUUAGAAGUGGCGCUUGCUAUCACCAUAUUUCACCUUGUUCUAAUUCCCUAGGUUGAUCUUAAUUUAAACCAACCAUGUGUGAUAUGGUUUAGCACUGUAGAGCUGCUACUGUCUGUAUUUUUAUCGUUGUGUUGUGUCCUAUAAAUGUGUCUGAAUGUUCUCAAUAAAUAUAGUCAUC
Molecule: messenger RNA, 8224 nt
Organism: Oncorhynchus nerka (sockeye salmon)
Lineage: Eukaryota; Metazoa; Chordata; Actinopteri; Salmoniformes; Salmonidae
Product: filaggrin
Exons: 7
Coding region: 167-5629 (1820 amino acids)
Source: RefSeq, a predicted model, not a curated record